CUCCAAAAUGACCCAACACAUCGCAUACACGCGUCGCGCAGCGAUAGCUGCAACCCGGCAAGGCUGCGUGCUACAUCGCCUGCGACGGUUGCAACAGAAAACGCAGCCGAAAACGCACGUCUACGUGCCAAACGCGUCGAGCGUGCAGCCUCGGCCGCAGCGAUGGGUCGUAAUCAAGCACGGAAGAAGGCCCAGGCGGUCGUAUCUAAAGCGAGCCUCGGCGCCAUCCGCCGCGGUCACCUGGGCAUCUACCAAAAACUCCAGAAGGCCCUGCAGGCCGCGCGCGAGCGGCUCGCCGGUCGCAAGGAGCUCUUGCAGUUCGACGAGAUCCGGCGGGCCCUCGACGCGAAGAUAGAAGAGCUUACGGCGGCCCUGCAGGACCCGUCCGUCGCGGACCCCGUCGCCAUCAGCGAGGGCGUCUACAAGCUGCUCCGCGCGUGCCAGCCGCUCUACCUCGCGCUCAACGACGGCCUCUCCCUAGAACAGGCCUGCGACGCGCUCGACGACGCGGAGCGGACGCUGGACGACUUCGCCGACCAGGACGAGAAGUACAAAAAGCACCGGAAGCUGAACGGCGGCUGGGUCCGCCAGAACGGCAAGUGGGUGAAGCUGAACGCCAAGGAGUUCGCGGCGUGGCAGAAGGAGAAGAAGGAAAGUAAUCGGAAGUUUGAGGAGAGCCCCUACAGUGUCACCACCCAAACCACUGAAAAGCACGACACUGUCUUCGUGGAGCAGAAAAGAAAGGACAAGAAAAGAUCGGACAAGUACGCUCGGCGAACGAAGAAGGCUAAGACGGAAGAUAACGAGCCGACGCCGCCAAACCUUGUGAUGCGGGCGAUGGCCGACGGGACGAAAAAGUACAAUGUGACGCGUCACUUAUUUAAGUUCGCUCCCGCAGGAGUGAGGAACUUCUUCAGACCGCGGGAGGAGGCCAUGGCGUUGGCGGCGCGGUGUGAGGCCAACCGGCCCGCGGGGACGACGCGCGCGGAACAGCAGGCCGCGCUCGCGCAGGAGGGCAGGGCGCCCGGCGUCCAUCCCCAUCGGGGCCAUGGCUACAGGGCCCGGCUUAUGCCGAAGAAGAAAACGUACGUCACGCUCAAGGCGCCGGGCGGCGGGUUCGUGUUCGACACCGCGGCGGCCGCCGCCGAGGCCAUCGAGAAGUACGAGAAGGCGGGUUCGCCGACGAAGCCGUCGGACCCGCUAUACGAUACGCUCGUGGAUUCCGUCCAACGCCGCAAGUAGGUGCCAUGGCCGACUGUGUAAUAUGCAAGUGAUCUCCCG
This is a messenger RNA of Pelagomonas calceolata, 1281 nucleotides long. The record is from the annotation of a GenBank genome assembly. NCBI's taxonomy places the organism in Eukaryota, Pelagophyceae, Pelagomonadales, Pelagomonadaceae.